Didymodactylos carnosus is the source of this 1971-nucleotide messenger RNA. Lineage: Eukaryota; Metazoa; Rotifera; Eurotatoria; Philodinida; Philodinidae. The record is from the annotation of a GenBank genome assembly.
AUGUGUUUAUCAGUAAGUACACUGAAGCCUCUACUCGAUAAAUCGAAUUUAAACGAUAAAGGAAAUUAUCAUCUGACAUCCAAAUUACCCAACUGGUUACAUAUCAACGGACUGAGUAUGGAUCAUUCACAUCAUCAUCACUCAUACCAGACUACAAAUGGAAAACGAGACAUGAAUUUUGGUGGACAAAGUAUUCAUCCUACCACGCCAAUGUUGGAUCAGACAGAUUAUACCACAAUAGCUAAUGAAAUUAAUAUCGUUUCGGAUAUGGAUACAACUCAAUUUGAUUUAUUAUCACAACAACAACAACAACAACAACAUUCUGAAUACCUGAAACAACAACAUCAUCAGGUUAAACAACAGAAUAUAUUAGAAAAUACUAUUAUAUCAAAAAAAAUGUUUAUCGAUAGACAGAUUAAGAAAGCAAAAUCAUUACCUGGGAUGCUCAAAGGCACUGCAUUGUCAAAUACAAAUCGCACUACACCACAGCAAUCAAACAGCAAUUCAGCCGCAAUCGAUACUACGGCUGAACAUCAACAACAAGAACGUCAAAUGAACGGAGGCACGCGUACUCCAUUUCCUGAGUAUCAUCUCAUAUUGAAUCAACAAUCACAAACCCCUGGUGUACAACAGUCUGUACAGCAGGUACGACCAACUGAGAUUCGUCGACCACGCGUUUAUUUUGCUGAUUAUAAUAAAGUAAAUUUUUACGAAGAUUCUUCAAAUGAUAAACAAUCUGGAAAACAUUCUAAAAAGCAACAAAAACAGUCACAACACCAAGCGAUUGUUACGAUCCCUACACAAACGAAUUUAUAUCGACCCUCAUCAAGACAAAUUAAAACUCAACAACAACAACAAUUACUAUGCGAACAAUACGAUCUAACAGAUAAUAUUACUGUAAAAAAAUUAGAUACAAUUGCUAAUCAGAAAGAAAAACUAUCUCCACGAACUUCAUCUCACUUGCCCGAAAUCAAUCAAUCGAUCAAUAAUGACGUGUCUAUUACUGAAGAGAAAACAGAUGAGAGCAAUAGCAAUAAUACAAAGAAAAAAUUUGUACUGACACGUGAAAAACCAUUGGUGAAACUUCCACCACCAGCAAAAAAAUUAGGUGAUCCACUAAAAUCACCAAAAACCCUUUAUAUUGAGCAUAACUCAUCCACUGAACUUUCUCGUGAAUCAAACAGACACAGUCCUGACUAUUUACAAUAUGCUCAUGACAUGUGUCCGCAGCAACCACAUCAUCAACGUUUUGAUCCCUCGUCCGUUACUGCACAUUCGUUUGUAAGUAAUACAAACACUAAUAAUCCGUCGGAUUUAUCUUUAUCAUCAAGUUCCAGACAGCGAACACUGCGUAACAUAUCCUUGAGACAACAAUUCAAUAACCGUUCUCCAAUGAAAAAUAAUAGUCCAUCGAAUAGACGUUCGGCAUCUCUAAGACAUUUAAUGGAUGAUGCCAGUUCAAAUGAAUAUAUCAUCAAAAAUGGCAUGGCUACUCUUAAUCGAUCGUCUGAGCAAACGCCUGAGGAACUUCAUCAUACAACGGCGCAACACGAUUAUAAUACAACAAAUAGUCACCCGAUCACCGUCUUUCCUCCAACUGUAGUACCACUCCAACAACAAAAUAGAACAUCCUCUUCAACACUUCGACGAACAUAUGUGAUACACUUCAAUUCAAAAAAUUGUAUUCCUCAACAACAACAGCAAUUAACGUCUCUCAAUGAUCUACAAAACCUUUCCACUAGGCAACUAUUAAAAUCUCAUUUGCACGAAAGUACAGAAGAACGUUUUCAGAAUCUUUUAACCGUGGGUCGACCUUCAUAUGUUCCAUCAACAGAUGAACAACAACGAGCGAAUGAUCUCGUUAAAUCAAAUUAUUCAUCGAGACAAUCAAAAUGGAACUCAACAGAAAAACAUAACAGCAACUUUAGAAACAAAGGACUCGAAUUACAUACAGAUGCCGUUGUUGUUUAG